AGCUGUCUGACAGCAGGGAGCGCAUGCAUUCGUUUACUGUUGCGUUGCCACCCACAUCAACAGGAGCGAUUUUAGAAGCCAUUAAUGUUGUGGUUGUCCUUGAGGAGGAGUCUUGCGAUAAUAAAUGUAAUUUCCGGACGAUUGGUAAGCAGGUUAUAUCACAGGCAGAAGACAGCUUUUCGCGAACUUCUGCGCAAAAUCCUCAGGAAUAAAAGGUUUUGUCCUGAUUAAACAUGAAGAUUGCUGUGCUUGGAGCGACUGGUCAAACCGGACAGCACCUGGUGAAUCAAGCUCUUCAGCAAGGACACUCCGUCACAGCUGUCGUCAGAAACCCGGGAAAACUGACGAUAACACAUGAGAACCUCAAGGUGGUUGAAGGAGAUAUUUUUUCAGAAGACAGCCUGAAACCGCAUUUCAAAGGCCAGGAUGCUGUGUUGUCCUGUCUUGGCUUUCCAAUCUCAUUUUAUUAUGGAGUCACUGGCUACACCCAGUCUAUGAAGGCAGCAUUAAAUGCUAUGCGUGAUGUCAAAGUGAAUCGAAUCAUCACCAUGACCUCAUGGUACACUGACCCUAAUUCAGGCACCAAUUCCUCCUUUCUUAUCCGCUUCAUGUUGCUUCCCAUGAUUAGAAGCGUUCUGAACAACAUGUAUGAAAUGGAAAACUUUCUUAAGCAGACUGAUGACAUCAACUGGACUGUUGUCCGGCCCCCUGGCCUCAAGAAUACACCAACAACAGCCAACGAGUUCCUCACUCAUGAAGGUUAUUAUGUCCCUGAUGAAAAUGGUAUGCCAAUUGGCCCGUCUGUGUCAAGAGGAGAUGUGGCUCGUUUCAUGCUCUCUCUGCUCAAUAACAAUGCUUGGAUGAAGAAAGCUGUUGCUAUCAUCACAAAAUGAGUUUGCACUUUGCUUAUAAUUACAUUUAUUUCACUUGCCAAAAAAGAGCUUCUAAUAGUUUCAUUCAAAUGGGUAAAAUAUUUAGCAUUUUUAACUUACUUAUUCAGCAGUUCUGGCUUUAGGCCUAUGUCACACACAGCAGCUAGCAAAGACUAACAAAUGAUCUCCUUUUUCUUGUGUGUGUGUAUAUAUAUGUGUGUGUGUGUGUGUGUGUGUGUGUGUGUUUGCUGCAUAGUUUAAUUUUAAAAAGGGUUUUUUUAAUGCCAAAGAAAGGUUGGCAGAAUUACAAGAAAAUGUAAUUCAUAAAACCUUGCAGAAAAUGUGUUGCCCAACGUUUGGGACAUUUUGUGAUGUAAAUUGGAUUUGACAUAAAAUUACAGGGGUAAAAAUGGAGAGCAAAGAAAUGACAAUUUGCUGCACUCUUGCCUUCUCAAACAUACUGUAUAUGAAUUGUGAAAUUAAAUAUUAAAUAUUUUUUAUCAAGGUGACUUCUUGAUAAAAAAUAUGGCUUUUCACAUUUAAUUUCACAAUGCAUUUCUUUGCUCUCCAUUUUUAUUCAUUUAUAAUCAUUAUUAGUCUAGAAUUUCAAGCAUUUAUGUGCAUUUGUUUAUGAUUUACUGUGUAGCACAAAACACAUCAAUCCCUAUCACUUAAUAUUUUAAGCCAAUUUUGAAAACCCAAACAAUGAUUAAAACUGAGCUGUUGUAAUGUCAUUUUCUCAUUAAGAUUUCCAUAAUACUUUAAAACACCAUUAUAUAAAAAUAAAAAUUAAACACAUAUUGGAAUGGUAUAUUAAAUCCAUGUUUUGCAUUAGGCAAAAUUCAGUUCUUAACUUUCUGAUCUAUAAUCCUGUCUAACCCUGUAUUUUGCAUGUACUUUAGAAGGUCUAUUGUUACUAAUUUUUGUAUUUUUUUUUACUUUAUUGUUUUGCAUAUUUUAUGUUCAUUAAUGUAUUCCAUUUUUCUUGAUUUUAUACAGUACACAUACAGAUUUUACAGUUUCAUACAGAUUUUAUUCAGCUACACUAUAUGAAUACUUGGAUGCUCAGGUUUGAACGUUAAAUGGUACAUAUGUUAUUCAACAUAUAGUAGUAAGUGAUUUAAUACUUUUCAUCUAUGUAUGAAAAUGUUAAUGUAUCUGGUUUAGACAAAAUAAACACUAAUACACUGUAAAAAUUA
Ctenopharyngodon idella (grass carp) is the source of this 2071-nucleotide messenger RNA. Its product is annotated as flavin reductase (NADPH)-like. The record is from RefSeq and is a predicted model, not a curated record. Lineage: Eukaryota; Metazoa; Chordata; Actinopteri; Cypriniformes; Xenocyprididae. The transcript is spliced from 6 exons. Bases 234 to 893 code for a protein of 219 amino acids.